Molecule: messenger RNA, 1648 nt
Organism: Salvia splendens (bonfire salvia)
Lineage: Eukaryota; Viridiplantae; Streptophyta; Magnoliopsida; Lamiales; Lamiaceae
Product: sugar transport protein 8
Exons: 4
Coding region: 9-1505 (498 amino acids)
Biological process (GO): monosaccharide transmembrane transport
Cellular component (GO): membrane
Molecular function (GO): monosaccharide transmembrane transporter activity
Source: RefSeq, a predicted model, not a curated record
UCAAGAAAAUGGCCAGCCGCGAGCCUCAUUACAAGUCUAAGAUCACACCCUAUGUGUUCGCAUGCUGGAUUCUGGCUGCCUUCGGCGGCCUCAUGUUCGGCUAUGACAUUGGAAUUUCGGGUGGAGUGACGGCCAUGGAUGAUUUCUUGGUGAAGUUUUUCCCUCAUGUUCACGAGAGAAAGCUACACGCGCAAGAGGAUAAUUACUGUCGAUACGACGAUGAGUUGCUCCAGCUUUUCACCUCUUCUUUGUACUUGGCAGCCCUCAUUGCGAGUUUCUUCGCCUCCAAGGCUUGCACCAAGUUGGGGCGCAAGCCCACCAUCACCAUGGCUUCCACCUUCUUCAUCGCGGGCGCCUUCAUCUGCGCAGCCGCGGAGAAGAAGUGGAUGAUCAUCGUGGGGAGGAUCCUUUUUGGGGUUGGCGUCGGGUUCGCAAAUGAAGCCGUUCCUCUGUUUCUAACAGAGAUCGCCCCCCAACAACAUAGGGGGGCGGUAAACAUCCUGUUUCAACUAUUUGUGACAAUAGGGAUCUUCAUCGCCAACCUGGUUAACUACGCCACGGUGAUGAUCCACCCGAGCGGGUGGCGUGUGUCGCUAGGCCUAGCAGCAGUGCCAGCCCUAGUCCUUUUCGGCGGUUCCCUAUUCAUAACAGAGACUCCGCCAAGUCUUGUGGAGAUGGGGAGGAAGGAAGAAGGGAGGGAAGCCCUGCGGAUAAUCCGCGGGGUUGACGACGUGGACGCGGAGUUUGACCAGAUAUUGGCGGCGGCAGAGCAGGCGAAGCAGGGGAAGCACCACUUCAGGAGAUUGUUCAAGCGUUCGAGCUUCCCACCAUUGUUCGUGGGCACCAUAAUACAAGUGUUCCAGCAGUUCACCGGUAUCAACGCUAUCAUGUUGUACGCCCCUGUUCUCUUCCGCACGCUCGGCUUUAACUCCAACGCCUCCUUGCUUUCCUCCGUCAUCACCGGCCUUGUAAACGUAGGAGCCACGUUCGUCUCCAUCUACGCCGUGGACAAGAUUGGCAGGCGGAAGCUGCUUUUGCAAGCGUCGUGCCAGAUGUUCGUGUCCCAGAUGGCGAUCGGGGUGAUUUUGUCGACACACCUCCAGGCGACGGGGACGAUGAGCAAAGGGAUGGCGGCGGUGGUGGUGAUACUGGUGUGCAUGUUUGUGAUGUCGUUCGCGUGGUCGUGGGGGCCGAUGGGGUGGCUGAUCCCGAGUGAGAUAUUCCCGAUAGAGACGAGGGCGGCGGGGUUUGCCUUUGCGGUGAGCACGAACAUGACAUUCACGUUCGUGAUCGCCCAGGCAUUCCUAUCGAUGUUGUGCCACAUGAGGGCUCACAUAUUCUUCUUCUUCUCGGCAUGGAUUAUGGCGAUGGGGCUGUUCGUGCUCUACCUGUUGCCGGAGACGAAAGGGAUUCCGAUCGAUCAGGUGGAGGAGAGGCUAUGGAAGAAGCAUCCUGUGUGGAGCAGCUUCUACAAAGAGGAAGGGAGUGAAUAUGGGAUGGCUUGAAUCCUCUCUCUUUAUUAGCAGUGCUUUGGCACAUGCUGUUUCUUCAUUUUCAUUUCUCUUUUCUAUUUUCUUUUGAAUCUUUGUAUGUGCCAUACAAGUAACCUUGUUUCUUCCAUUGUUUCACUUUUCAAUUGGGAUUUCAU